GCAAAGUUUCAAAUAAAGACAUAAUAAUAACAUUUCGAAACGAAAACGAACACGCAGACGCAGUUAUGCAGCCUAUUUAGCAUAGUCAACUGUUUGUGUUUUAAUGCUUUUAAAGCAUUUUGCAUUUAACAUUUCGCCAGGAAGCCGCUUUGCAGUUCAAUCCUCGAUAUCAUGCCGUUUUCUUCGAGUCACCACCUCAUCAGCACUAGGCAGACUUCAAGACGAGACAGCUUCAACUCGACGAUAAAUCUGGACGAAAGCGAUCAAGAAUCUGUAAUUGAGGUCAACCUGCCAAAGCCAGCGAAAAAUACAUACCUGAAGGCCGUGCAAGGGAAACGGAAUACGAGAAGUUCAGAUAAUGACAUUAUAUUAGUGGAGCAGCCUGUCCCACGCAAGAAAGCUUUGCGUGCAAGACGUACACCUGAUAUAGAAGAGGACUUUAUCAGCUUGGGUCCAGUAAACAAAUUAGCAAAGUUAAACAACAACAACAACAACAUCAGUAACAAGAAAACAUGCAAAAGUUCUCCGAGCCAAAGACCAACUAAACUGUCACCCUUAAAAUCAAGAAAUCAUCGGAUUGAAAAUCAAGCGAACCAUGUGGAAAUUGUGGAAUUGCUCAGCAAUGAUAUUGUAGAGGUGCAAACUCCACAACCUCAUAUCAGGCCUUCCUUGACUGCUAAAAGAACCAUGAGCAAGAAAGUAGGUGCCAAGGCCAAGAAGCGUUGUGCUUCUUCAGAAAUAUCACCAAAAGGUAAAGCGAAUAAAUCGCUCAAGGCCAAAUCCAGACCAGCUGUUGCCUCAACUUCGGUGUAGGCUGAUGAGGAUGAUGACUGUGUGGUUUUGUGGGAUUCGGCAGACAUUCUCUGCGUGUACCACAACACCGCUCCAAAAGUUGCCAAUAAUUUGAUUACCCUGUUUGACAACGAAAACACCAUUCCGUUCAUCGCGCGAUAUCGGCGGGGACUGACCAACAACAUGG
Messenger RNA from Cloeon dipterum, 979 nucleotides. RefSeq lists its product as uncharacterized. The record is from RefSeq and is a predicted model, not a curated record. NCBI's taxonomy places the organism in Eukaryota, Metazoa, Arthropoda, Insecta, Ephemeroptera, Baetidae. Bases 172 to 813 code for a protein of 213 amino acids. The transcript has 7 exons.